Molecule: messenger RNA, 2264 nt
Organism: Thalassophryne amazonica
Lineage: Eukaryota; Metazoa; Chordata; Actinopteri; Batrachoidiformes; Batrachoididae
Gene: tmx1
Product: thioredoxin-related transmembrane protein 1
Exons: 8
Coding region: 48-935 (295 amino acids)
Source: RefSeq, a predicted model, not a curated record
ACGGAAGUGAGCAGGCGUUGCUGUCCCCGAGCAGAACAAGCCAAAUAAUGUUUUUCUUACCUCGUAAAAUGAAAGCAUGGACAUGCUGCUUAUUUGUAGCAAUAUCUUUGACUUUGGAGCCAGCGUUGGGCAAAAAGGACAGCCUGAAAGACGUCACCGAUGACAACUGGGAUGAAAUCCUUACUGGAGAAUGGAUGAUUGAAUUCUAUGCACCCUGGUGCCCAGCAUGUCAGCAGCUCCAGCCCGUGUGGAAGGAGUUUGCAGAGUGGGGAGAGGACAUGGGUGUCAACAUAGCCAAAGUGGACGUGACAGAACAACCUGGUCUGAGUGGGCGGUUUAUCAUCACCUCACUUCCUACGAUUUAUCACUGUAAGGAUGGUGUGUUCCGGAAGUACCACGGAGCUCGUACUAAAGAAGACUUUCUUAGCUUUGUCGACGAGCAGAAAUGGAGCGCCAUAGAGCCCGUUUCUUCUUGGUUUGGACCGUCUUCAUUUUUAAUGAAUUUAAUGUCUGCUUUGUUCAAGCUCUCCAUGUUCAUCCGGCGUUGUCAUAACUUCAUGACAGUUGAGCUUGGGAUUCCUAACUGGGGCUCAUACGUUAUCUUCGGUUUAGUCACUCUCUUUUCUGGACUUGCUUUGGGGCUGUUACUGGUGUUCAUUGCAGAUUUCGUCUUCCCCUCACAAAGAUUUUCUUCUGAUUACUAUCAGAAGAAACAGCCUCUGGAGCUCAUCCAGCAACAGGAUGAGGAGCACGAGGCCGAUGCUGAGGAAGAUGAUGAUGAAGAGGAGGAGGAACGGGAUGCAGACCAGGACGAGGUGUGGCGGCGGCGAAGGAGAGGGUCCCCCGAGGGCCACCCGGAACCAAAGGCACAUGGCUUGUCAGAUGAUUGUCUGAGGCAGAGGGUGGUGGGCAGCCCAGGGGAGGAGGACACAUAGGAGUCGCCAGCGCCAGAUAGCACCUACUGCUGUAAGAACAGCGCCGUGGAGUGGGAGGAGCCCCAUCCCAAGCAAGCAGUAUUUACAGCAGGGAGCUCUGCUCCCCCCAUGCCCCUCAGACCCCCCAGAGACUUUUCCUUCUUUCUUCUCCUUCCGUCUUUGCUUCCUUUUCUGUGGGAGCGCUUUAGACUCCCGCUGUCUCUGCCUGGAAAAACAAACAGUCCUGACAGCCCGUUUUCACUUUUGGAAGCAAAUUGCCUGCAGAAGGUUUGGAUAAAAGUAGCGCUAGAUUUUGCAGUGUUGUUUUUUUCUAUGCAUAAUUUUUUUAUGUGUGUUUAUUUCAGUUGAAUUGCAACACUCAGAGUUUACUUUUCAGUUUUUGUACACACAGAUAAGCCUGUCACAAUAAUUACUGUGUUGACUUAUAUUACCAUAUAUAGACAUAACCUCAAUAGUCCCCCCCCACCCACCCCCCAGGGUUGAUAUUGCCCCUCAUGUAUACACAUACAUUUGUUUAUGUAAGAAUGUCAACAUUUUAGUUGUAUGAUUAAAAUGCAGGGUUAUGGGCCCUAGUUUCCACCAUGAGGAGCUCACAGCACAGGAGCUAUCGCUAGUUUCCACCCAACACAAUUGUCAUCUUCAUACCCAGGGCCCGUUUCCUUUAGUACCAAUUACCUGCACUCACCUGUACACCCAUGGGUGUGUUCUGUAAGAAUGAGGUGAGGUCUGGUGCAAUCCUGCUGUAUUCCUUUUGUACAUCAUAAAGUGUUUGUGCUAAAAGAAGGUCUAAAAAUCUAGUUUGGUGUUUUUAGAGCGCAGCACUCAGACACAGCUUACAUAAGCAGGUUCACCAUACUCCUGUCCAUGACGAUGUGAAAUGGCAUAUAAUUGGAACACAAAAUAAUGACAAAACACAGAUGCUAAAACACAAUGUUAUUAACUGUGAUUUCAAUCACAUUUUAAACUGCUUUUCUGUGUGGACAUGAACGGGGGUGUCAGCCAUCAUUUGGGUUGCGAAAAAUUCUUUCCACACCUGCCUGCGUUCAUUCAGUAUCACAGUGUUGAACUACGCAUUGACUCCUGUUUAAAGGAGAUGACAGGACACCGUGGAUGGCUGAUGUUUUCUUUGCAGAACACCUACUGCAAAACCUUCCAUAGCAUGAGUUAAUGCCGCCCCUCUGCACCCAGCACUCAGAAUAUGUGGCAUUGAGAUAUCAAUGUGCACUCAGCCACUCCCCAAAUGGGUUUGUGUUCUAGACUGUGCACCACAGAUUGUCCAAGAUAAGGCUGCAUAAAAUUUGGGCACAGCCUCUAAACUGAAGGAAUGGG